Dioszegia hungarica is the source of this 1485-nucleotide messenger RNA. RefSeq names its product YT521-B-like domain-containing protein. The record is from RefSeq and is a predicted model, not a curated record. The coding region runs from base 1 to 1485 and encodes 494 amino acids. Gene Ontology annotation, molecular function: mRNA binding; N6-methyladenosine-containing RNA reader activity. The transcript has 2 exons. Gene Ontology annotation, biological process: regulation of alternative mRNA splicing, via spliceosome; mRNA splicing, via spliceosome. Gene Ontology annotation, cellular component: nucleoplasm. Lineage: Eukaryota; Fungi; Basidiomycota; Tremellomycetes; Tremellales; Bulleribasidiaceae.
AUGAGCCCCGUCCAGCGCCGACCCGAGACCUGGCAGUACACGCCACCUGCGCAGUUCUACACGCCCUACCAACCCCAAUUCGAGACUCCUCCACAGAAGUUUCGCAAUCGCGAGUCCUGGAACGGGCCCAAGCAGGAACCUGACCGCGAGCGAAAGCCGUAUCACCCCCUGCCUCCGGCAAAGCGAAGCGAUUGGGUGAUGUGGGUGGGCAAUGUUCCCCAAAACACGUCCCACGAGGAAUUAUGGCGCUACUUCAAUACCACUGUUCCUCCCGGCAACUCCCCAUGGAAAGGACCAUCGUCCAUCUUUCUGAUAUCCCGCUCGUCCUGCGCAUUCGUCAAUCUCUCCUCGCAGGAAGACCUCGACAGGGCGGUCAACUUUUUCAACGGCCGACCGUUGCGGGGAUGGGAUAUGCGAUGUCCCCGCAUGGUGUGUCGGGUGCGGCGAAAAGAUGACGAUCUGCGGGCGGGAGUGGGAGCGCAGAGGGGGACGGGAAUGCACCGGGAAUGGGUCAAGGCGAGCGGACCUGUGAGCCCGGCGGCGAUGGAAGCACCACCAGAGGGCGAGGGGAGGCGUCGUGAAUCCAUCGUCCAGGCGCAGGCGGAGCAGCAAAAGCACCAAUCCACCAACAGCUACGCCUCGACCAACUCGUCCUUCCUCACCCGUCACUUUCCCAAGCGUGUCUUUAUACUCAAAAGCACGAGCGUGGCGGAGCUCGAGGAGAGUGUCGCCAAGGGGACCUGGCGGACACAGCGGCACAAUGAGCCCAUCCUCGACCAGGCGUUCCGCACCGCCCCAGAGGUUUAUCUCAUCUUUGGCGCCAACAAGUCGGGCGAGUUCUUUGGCUACGCCAAGAUGGUGGAGCCGAUCGACAAGGAGCGUGCUGCUGCCAGGUUGGCAACGAUGGAGGAGACGCCCGAAGUCGACCUCCUCUCCUCACCGGUGCCAAUGUCAUCGCCGACUUCCCUGACGCCGGCGGAUGAGGAGCCCUCGUUUGAUAUAAAGAGCGUGACCAAUCCCGUCAAGCCACGUCACUCUCACGGUCAUCAUUCGGUCGCUUCUGCGCCGGCAGAUCUCCGUCCUACCACACUGGAUCCAAAGCUCCUCCAACGGUCCGGUAUGGCCGGCCCUAUCGCUGCUCUGCGGGCGGCAGAGCGCAACGCCAUCGUCAAUACCGAGCCGGGUACGUCGGACCGGAAGCAGGAGAUGGACAAUGAGGGAGUCUUGAGGAAAGAUACGAUCCCUUCGCCCGAGCCCAAGGCGUUGGAUCUGGAGGAGGGGAUGGGGUUCGAGUUCAAGAUUGAAUGGGUCAAGGUCAAAGGGUUACCAUUUGGGCAGACCAAGCACUUGCGGAACCCGUGGAACUCGGAUAGGGAGGUCAAGAUCUCUAGGGACGGGACAGAGGUUGAGCCAAGUGAGUUCGACAUUGACGGCGCUGAUGUAGACGUCGGUACCUUGCUUCUUGCCGAGUGGGACAAGUUGUGA